CCCGCCCGCCUUCCUAUAGUGUCACCCGAAUCUACCGGUGGGAAUAAUACAUUUGACACUCUUCUUCGUAUUCAUCAACACCACCUGAGCCAUAAGCGUCACCGCCUCCUCUCUCAGUCUGAGAAACUGGCUAUUACUCAACUCUCAAUCUCUGGAUCUUUCGGCAGUGUUGCCUCGAGUGCGCCCCAAAAUAACACAUCCCGGCCCAUCUUUGACCUGAGGUCUCUUACACGUGUACUCCCUACUCACUGGUUCCAAGCAUUGCCCACCACCUUAGGUUCAGUACAAGCCAAUUUAGACCGCUCUCACCCCACUACCAGCCGGACAAUGGCCCAUAAGAUACUGGACUUCCACACCCUUUCUUUCAACCCACCCAACCGGGCUGAUUUUCGCCGUGGCCCUGGAUGCCUCGAUGGUUGUCUUGCGUUGAUCUGA
Colletotrichum tamarilloi is the source of this 435-nucleotide messenger RNA. RefSeq lists its product as uncharacterized. The transcript has a single exon. Lineage: Eukaryota; Fungi; Ascomycota; Sordariomycetes; Glomerellales; Glomerellaceae. The annotation marks the transcript as partial. The record is from RefSeq and is a predicted model, not a curated record.